Molecule: messenger RNA, 2113 nt
Organism: Odontomachus brunneus
Lineage: Eukaryota; Metazoa; Arthropoda; Insecta; Hymenoptera; Formicidae
Gene: DIP-lambda
Product: lachesin-like
Exons: 10
Coding region: 307-1620 (437 amino acids)
Cellular component (GO): neuron projection
Source: RefSeq, a predicted model, not a curated record
GCAAUCGGCAAAGUGUCCUCUGUCUUCGUCCGCGUCGUCGUUGUCUUUACCUUCGUCGUUUACUUUGAGCUGGCAGCGUGAUCUCGCGAAAGCGUCUCGGAGCACCGUAGCGCAGCGCUUCUAAUACGCGGGUCAGCAUGAGCAGGGAAGGGUUUUAGCAACGGGCGGACGCGAAACUAAGAACGCAUGCCUAAAUCAGCCUGGGAAGCGGAUAACUUGCUGGUAAGCGGCUAACGGGUCACUUCUAGGGGAUAAUAGAUCGCCGACUGGUGUCCCGAAGAUUCAUCAGAAAACUGGUCGAUUCUCAUGGCAGCGCGGAAACUCGCAGCUCUCUUCGCCGCGGUCUUACAACUUUGCUUAUGCCAAAUCACCCCGGAAGUGUUACCCGAGUUCUUAGCUCCUUUGGAAAAUCACACGGUGAUCCAAGGUCGCGACGUCUUCUUCACCUGCGUCGUUAAUCAUCUGCAAUCUUACAAGGUAGCCUGGAUAAAGUCGGAUUCCCGAGCGAUUCUGGCGAUACACACGCACAUGGUGGCGCACAAUUCCCGGCUGUCGGUCACGCACAACGGACACAACACAUGGAAACUGCACGUGGCGAACGUUCAGAAGAACGAUUCCGGCACGUACAUGUGCCAAGUCAACACUGACCCCAUGCGUAGUCAGAUGGGAUACAUGGAAGUAGUGAUACCGCCCGACAUAAUGGACGACGAGUCCUCAGAUGGUAUGGUCACCCACGAGGGCGGCAGUAUAAGGCUGCGAUGCGUCGCUACCGGGUCGCCGAAACCGAUCGUCACCUGGAAACGGGAGGACGGCCGCAACAUCGUUCUCCGGGAGGACGGACAGAAACAAUCCGUGAAGACCUUCGUCGGCGAGACGCUGGAACUAACAGGGGUGCUUCGACAAGAGAUGGGCACGUAUCUCUGCAUAGCCAGUAACAACGUGCCGCCAACGGUCAGCAAGCGUUACUCCGUCGAUGUUCACUUUCAACCUCUUAUUAAGGUGACAAAUCAAUUGGUGGCUGCACCAGUUAACAGCGACGUCGUCCUACAAUGUUAUGUCGAAGCAUCCCCGCACGCCAUGAAUACUUGGUACAAAGAUCCAGACGAGAAACUGCUGCCCAGUGACAAGUACGCGAUGUCGGAGUUCGCGCUGAGCGAUUACUCCUGGCAAAUGAAUCUCACUGUCAAUUCCCUGGAAAAACGGGACUUCGGCGGAUACGUGUGCUCGUCCGUCAACGCGCUUGGAAGGGCCGAUGGCGUGGUGCGAUUGCAAGAGUUGCAUCUAUCCGCGAAGACAACGCCGACAACACUCACGAAGAACACCGACCUUAGGCCGCGGAAGAAGCCGAUAACGAAGGGCAAAAAAAAGAGCAACAACGGCAGACGAGGACACGCGAAUGGCUUCGAGGACACCGACUCGAUCGGAAGCGACGAUGAUCUCGGUACCACGCAGAUCAUGUCGGGUAGCACUCUUCAGGAAGGCCAAAGAACGGACAGGCCCCACGUUGUGCCUUCCGUGUCCCCGCCCUGGGACACCAAGCUGAACGCCGCGAACUUCAGGCACCCGUCGAUCUCUGCUACCGCGAUUCUGCUCUUGCUUGUUCUGCCGACCACUUUGUAAAACGGCAUCUUGACGGACGAAGAGCUCGCGACAAUGGUUGCGAGAGCGAUGGCGAAGAUCCACGCGGCGACCCGCGAAGAUCCGGAUAGUUUCGCAAGAUCUUUCGCGAGCGAAUACAGGUAGAAGAACUUAUUUUUCGAGCGUUGACGCUAAUUAAUACUGACUGUUGCUUGAGAGCCGGAAAUCUCGAGUUUUCCGCGCACCCCUUUGUCUUUCGCACGGAGAAACAAAUUUGAUUGUAUUAACCUAUCAAUGAACGAACGCGUUUUGUUUGAAAAGAGAUAGAAUUUCUGGCUGCUUACGAGUCAAAUAUGAAGGUGUAAAAAAAACCAAACAUAUCAAGAGUAAACAUUUGUUUUAGUGCACUGAGAGAAAUUAUCCGAUAAAAAAUUAAAAACGGAUAUUUACGAUCAAAAUACCGAUGAAUUUUUAUAUUCAAUUGGGAAACAUCCGAUGAGAAAUAUCGGUUCAUAAUUUUCUAAUCGAUUUAUAA